UAAUGAGAUGUGUGCAGCCGGAGAGCAGGGCUGCUGGAGACUAACUGUGAGCUACUAACACCCGGGUGGACGCUUAGCUUUUGCAGUACCCGGUUUGCAUGUACCGAAAGUCUUCUGCCUUCUGAGUCAACCUUCCCGGCCUGGUAAAGAACCCGACCAGGGCUCUGGUGAACCCGCUGUAGCGCCUCUUCUGCCUGUGAGUGAUUUGUCACUUCUUCUGCAAGACUGGCACCAGCAGAAAUGCAGUCUCAGAGGACCCCUGGGAGAAAGCGAGGCCGACCCCCACUUCACUCAACGCCUGUGAAGAUGGCAGUUCAUAACCUUUAUUCUGCGUCAGCUGGCUCUUUACCGGCAGUGAAGAUCCCAAAGAAAAGAGGGCGGAAACCUGGGUACAAGCUCAAGUCUCCGGUUCUCCUGACUCCGUUGGCCCUCUCACCUCCGCGGAGUACGCCAGAGCCCGACCUCAGCUCCAUCCCUCAGGACGCAGCCACCAUCCCCAGCCUGGGAGUCCCUCAGGCGCUCACAGUCUGCCUCUACAUCAACAAGCAGGCCAACGCCGGGCCCUACCUGGAGAGGAGGAAGGUGCAGCAGCUCCCCGAGCACUUCGGGCCUGAGAGGCCGUCGGCGGUCCUGCAGCAGGCCGUGCAAGCAUGCAUCGACUGUGCCCACCAGCAGAAGCUGGUCUUCUCCCUGGUCAAGCAGGGCUAUGGUGGUGAGAUGGUCUCGGUCUCGGCGUCCUUUGACGGGAAACAGCACCUGCGGAGCCUGCCUGUGGUGAACAGCAUCGGGUACGUCCUCCGCUUCCUCGCCAAGCUGUGCCGAAGCCUCCUGUGCGAUGACCUCUUCAGCCACCAGCCCUUCCCCAGGCGCUCCAGUGCCUCCGAGGAAGCCCAGGAGAACCAGGAAGGCAGGAUGGAGACAGCCAAGACCUUCGCCACCGCAGAGUGCCGCCUGGCGACCGCUGCGGGCAUGAGCCGCUACAGCCUGGACCCCUCCGGCCCCGCCUUCAGCCACCGGGGCUCCGUGCCCCCCGCCUCCGCGCUGUACUGCAAGAGGCAGAACUCCGGAGAUGGCCCCCUUGGGGGCGGUCCCGCCGCCGGCGGCCCCCGCACCAGCCCCCUGUCCUCCGGAGGCCCCUCGGCGCCAGGGCUGAGGCCCCCAGGCUGCAGCCCCAAGAGGAAUGGGACCUCUCUGGAAGGAAACAGAUGUGCCUCAAGCCCUUCUCCAGACGGGCAGGACGGCAGGCGGCCAAGGAGCAGGAACCCGUCCACCUGGACCGUGGAGGACGUGGUCCGGUUCGUGAAAGACGCUGACCCGCAGGCUCUGGGGCCUCACGUGGAGCUCUUCAGAAAGCAUGAGAUUGACGGCAAUGCUCUCUUGCUGCUGAAGAGUGACAUGAUUAUGAAAUACUUGGGCCUGAAGCUGGGACCUGCGCUGAAACUCUGCUACCAUAUUGACAAACUGAAGCAGGCCAAGUUUUGAAGGUUUUUAGAAGCUAGAAGCAAAAUCCAGCCAGCAGAUCUCAAGAUCAUCUCUGCCUUACCAACAUCCAGCCACCAUGGAAAAACAGAUUCCCUUCUUCAAAACAACAGGCACAAAGACGGGGUCUUUUUACAAAACUCUUUGCCUUUUUAAAAAGUCAACCUGGCCCAUU
Messenger RNA from Myotis lucifugus (little brown bat), 1654 nucleotides. It is a transcript of the gene SCML4, whose product is annotated as Scm polycomb group protein like 4. Gene Ontology annotation, molecular function: protein binding. Bases 241 to 1482 code for a protein of 413 amino acids. NCBI's taxonomy places the organism in Eukaryota, Metazoa, Chordata, Mammalia, Chiroptera, Vespertilionidae. The transcript is spliced from 8 exons. The record is from RefSeq and is a predicted model, not a curated record.